Messenger RNA from Manis pentadactyla (Chinese pangolin), 1986 nucleotides. It is a transcript of the gene XYLB, whose product is annotated as xylulokinase. Gene Ontology annotation, biological process: D-xylose metabolic process; xylulose metabolic process. Lineage: Eukaryota; Metazoa; Chordata; Mammalia; Pholidota; Manidae. The record is from RefSeq and is a predicted model, not a curated record. Gene Ontology annotation, cellular component: cytosol. Gene Ontology annotation, molecular function: D-xylulokinase activity. The coding region runs from base 93 to 1700 and encodes 535 amino acids. The transcript has 19 exons.
CGCGGGGCGCGGGGCGGGCCCGGCGUCCCGGGGCGUCGGAGCGCGGCGACAGUGGCGGGGCGGGAAGGACGGACGGCGCCGGGGCCGCGGCCAUGGCCGAGAGCGCGCGCCGCUGCUGCCUGGGCUGGGACUUCAGCACGCAGCAGGUCAAAGUUGUUGCUGUAGAUGAAGAGCUGACUGUCUUCUAUGAGGACAGUGUGCACUUUGACAGAGAUCUCCCAGAAUUUGGGACUCAGGGUGGGGUUCAUGUUCACGAGGAUGGGCUGACAGUGACUUCUCCAGUCCUGAUGUGGGUCCAGGCCUUGGACAUCCUCUUGGAGAAGAUGAAGGCUUCAGGCUUUGACUUCUCUCAAGUCCUCGCCGUGUCCGGGGCCGGUCAGCAACACGGAAGUGUGUACUGGAAGGUUGGGGCCAGCCAGGUGCUGACAAGCCUGUUACCAGACCUCCCCUUACACGAGCAGCUGCAGGCCUGUUUCUCCAUCAGCGACUGCCCAGUGUGGAUGGACUCUAGCACCACAGCCCAGUGCCGCCAGCUGGAGGCUGCCGUGGGUGGGGCCCAGGCUCUCAGCUGCCUCACCGGCUCUCGGGCCUACGAGCGAUUUACAGGUAACCAGAUUGCAAAGAUUUACCAGCAGAACCCUGAGGCCUACGCACACACGGAGAGAAUUUCUUUGGUCAGUAGUUUUGCUGCUUCCUUAUUCCUUGGGUCUUACUCCCCUAUUGACUACAGCGAUGGUUCUGGAAUGAAUCUGUUGCAGAUCCAGGACAAAGUCUGGUCGCAGGCUUGCCUUGGUGCCUGCGCACCUCAGCUGGAGGGGAAGCUCGGCCCCCCGGUACCCUCCUGCUCAUGUGUGGGAGCCAUUUCUGCCUACUACGUCCAGCGCUACGGAUUCCCUUCAGGAUGCAAAGUGGUGGCCUUCACGGGGGACAACCCAGCAUCACUGGCAGGCAUGAGGCUGGAGGAAGGUGACAUUGCGGUCAGCCUGGGCACCAGCGACACCCUGUUUCUCUGGCUGCAGGAGCCCGUGCCUGCCCUGGAGGGCCACAUCUUCUGCAACCCGGUGGACCCCCAGCACUACAUGGCGCUCCUGUGCUUCAAAAACGGCUCCCUCAUGAGAGAGCAGAUCCGCGAUGAGUCCGCUGCCUGUUCCUGGACUGAGUUUUCCAGGGCGCUGCAGUCCACGGAGCUGGGGAAUGGCGGGAGCCUGGGCUUUUAUUUUGACGUAAUGGAGAUCACCCCUGAGAUUAUUGGGCGUCACAGGUUUAGCGCAGACAACUGUAAGGUCUCAGCAUUCCCUGAGGACGUGGAGAUCCGGGCACUGGUGGAAGGACAGUUCAUGGCCAAGAGGAUCCACGCCGAGGGCCUGGGCUAUCGCAUCAUGCCCAAGACAAAGAUUUUGGCCACUGGAGGGGCCUCUCACAACAGAGACAUCUUACAGGUGCUUGCGGAUGUGUUUGGCGCCCCCGUGUAUGUCACAGACACUGCCAACUCAGCCUGUGUGGGCUCUGCAUACCGCGCCUUCCACGGCCUUGCAGCUGGGACGGGUGUACCCUUCUCAGAGGUUGUGAAGUUAGCUCCCAACCCCAGGUUGGCUGCAACCCCCACCCCAGGAGCUUCUCAGGUCUAUGAGGCCCUCCUCCCGAAGUAUGCCAAGUUGGAGCAGAGAAUCCUGUCCCAGACCCUGGGACCUGUGGCGUGAAUUCCAGAGUUAACCCUGCCUGCCUGAACUCACUGACCCACUUGGAGAUGCAGCUCUGGAUGGCAGGGGUCCUCUUGCCUGUUUGCAGGGGCUCUGCCUGCCCAGCCCUGCUGGGCACCACCUUGAAACCCCCUUAACACAUCGUCUUCAACAUAAACAGGCUGCUUGUGUUCUGUGCCCUUGUGGUCAGGGCAGGAAAGCAUCUCUUCCUGUCUUUUAUCCCAGGAGGUAGGAUAACACUGAGUCUGCAAUAUAGCCAAUAAAAAUGGACUUUUCCCCUUUCAAA